GCGCACGGUACCCCCCAACAGCAAACGUAUUAAACCAUAAAGAAGAACAUGACCUUUUUCCUUUUUCUCUCGCGAGCAUCCGCACGAUUAAACGCACCUCAAGCCUUUCGUUUUCUUCUACUUCGAAUAGAUUCAUCGUUUUUCGUUUCCUGCCGUUUUAGAGUUCACCCAAAUCUCGCGUGACCCUGUUUUCGUUGGCGUACUGCGCCAUCCAUCACAUCACAGAGCCGCCUUUGGGGUUGUGUGAGCUACCGAGCACCGUCACUCCCACCACAUAGAGACACACACUAGAUAUCUCACCUCCCUUCCAUAGUAGUUCCUUUUUUGUUCUCUAACAUAGAUUUCAUCGUUACAUCUAUUCUGCUUUCCAAAACAAGAUUUUUUAUUUGAAAGAGCCCCCUCUCUCUUCCUUCUCUUCGUCACGUCAUCGCAGCGCCACGAAGUUGGAGUGGAAGAUGGCGGCUCUCCUUCGGAAGCUGCACGGGUCCACCGCCCCGACGCGGAGCCCCAUGCCGACCGCCACCUCUGCCUCUCCCACGAGUGUCCACACCUUCUUGAUUGAGGUGAUCGCGUUCGGCGAGGUGUACGCCGUGCCGGUCACCAAGGCCACUCCGGCCACCGUGGUGCUGCGCUACGUGAUGGAGGCGGCGGUGUCGCCGGAGGACGCCGCACAGUUGGGCAACGUCGAGGCAACGCUCUACUACAAGGAGAAGCCGCUGCCGUUGGACACGGUGAUAGGCACACUGCCGAAGCGAGCAGUUUUGCACCUGCACUCCAGUCUGUCAGCGACCUCUUCUGUGGUGCGGGACCGGAGCACGAGCGCCGUCUCGAUGCUGCCGCUGGACCGCCAGCGGUAUUCCCGCACUACGGUCACGAUGCAGCCGGUGCUGAAGGAAGGCAGCAGGGCCCGAGAAGGGUCGGGCUCGACCACUGGUGGGCUGUCCUCCGAAGGCCGCAGCAGCCCCAGCGCGGAACGGCACGGUUCCUCCACGGAGCCCAUUGCUGUGGACCCUUCCGUGCACGACGCAGGGAUGGGUGGGAUGAUGCUGGCAUCUCCUGGCUCCGCGCCGAUGAUGGUGCUUCCGCCCAUGAUGGUGCCGAUGGUGUCCCCCACGGUGCACGCCGGCUACGCAGGUGCAGCAUCCCCAGUAGCCAUGAUGCCCUACUACUACUGCAUGCCGAUGGGACCUGCGGGGAGUGGCCUUCGCGUGUUGGGUGCGCAAGGCCGCACGGUGUCCGCGACGUCGCUCUCCGCCAGCCGCCGCCGCGAUAGUGCGGUGGAGUUCGCCAACAGCUACCACUUUCCCCCGCAUGAGAACCCAUUGAGUGCGACUGUGUCGGCGGCAGCGAAUCAUACUGGUGCGGACACGCCGUCGCCGCGGCCGUCUCCUGCCGGUACCCCCGCCGCGCGCCGCGUCAGCGCUCUCGGUAGCGAGAAUUACUUGGUGGUCUAUCUGCGACUCCCACGCAACCGGGCAGCCGCGUGUCUCUCUGCAGCGGCGUUGAGCGCGGACGGCAACAUCGAGGUGGAGGAGGUGGCACCGGACGAGGUGCCGCUCGACGAGCUCCUCAACGCGACCUUCUCGACGGUGGCGACGAACAAGUCGCAGCUGCCGCGGGCGUACGCGUAUCGCCGCCUGCGAGUGCGGAAGGACUUCCCAGUGGGCACGCUGCGGGAGCUCUGUGCGGUGUCCUCGCACCACCGUCUGCACCUGGCACACAAGGAGGUGGCGGACGAGGGAUGGAGCUUCGCGGAGUUGGAGGUGCCCACCAACGCCGUCUUCUACUUCAAGGCCCCACUAGGGAAGGACAACAGCUCAACCCAGCAGGCAUGCACGCUGACUCGGGAACGACUGAAGGAGCACCUCAACGCUGGCACCGCCGCUGCUGCCAAGUCGGAUGAAAAGCCGUUGAACGCACCUGCCGGCAGACCUUUGCACGUUGACGCGGUGCGACCAUCUCUCGACCGCUCGCCACCGACGCCGGCGAUUCCAAGCGACGAGCCGCAUUAUCAACCGCAAAAGUAUCGACGCCACCACGGCAGCGGCAUCAGCGCCAUCAGCAGCAUCACGAGCAGCCAGUCCAUCCAUGAGCGCAUCGAGGCCUUCAACGAGGGCGCCGUGCACAACACCGGCUACGCUGCAGGCGCAGACGAGGAGCCGAUGCAGGCGUUCGAGGCGGCACAGCGGCAGCUGUCGCCACGCCGGUACGUGGUGGAAGGGAAGGAGGCGAUCAUCACGUCGGCCGUGGCGGCUGAGCAGGCCCGCUGCUCUAUUGAACGCGUCGCGCGACUGGCCGAGGCGGCAGCGGAGGAAGCAGCAGCAGCAGCAGUGCCAACGACUCCGCAGCGGGCCGGCCACCGCCGAUCAUCGUCGUCGUCGUCGUCGCGCACCCGUCACGCCGCCGGUCAUCCCGUCGUGUGGCCAGUGGAGAAGGAGGAGGACGUGGACGUCGACGUCGUGACCGAGACGCCCUCCGAUGCCCCUGCCGCCGUCCUCCACACCGCCCGCGGCGCGACGGAAGUGGCAGAGUCGCGGCACCCGCUUUCCGCUUCCAUCGUGGUGCUGCCAAGCGUCAAGAAGCCCAAAAAGGGGAAGGCGCCGGCGGGGGAAAAGGACGCGUCUCGCACAUCGUCCGUCGCGUCGUUGCAGCAACGCGGGCCGCACCCAACACGCCUGUCGAGAGUGAAGAAGACCCACCGCGAGGGUGAACGGGAUGCAGCGAGGAAGCCGGCGGCUGCUUUCUCUCCCACGUCAGAAGCCUCGAAGGAGCCCACCAGUGACCUCCCUUGCACUCCCUUCGUGCCGAAAGAUGUUGAUGGGACAGCCGCUCCUGCUGCGACCGUCCCCGCCAGCGACAAGCCCGCAAAUGAGAAGUCCGAAUCAAAGAAGCUGAAGCGAUCCGGCACGCCGGCCUCCCUCUCGCCUGAGCUGCGCAGCCGCUCUGCUUCGGCUGCCUCGUCGCGUCACUCCAGUCGAUCGACGAGCGUCGCUGCUUCGUUGAAGGCGUCCUUUCAGCGGCUGACAAAGCGCACGCCGAAGGACGGAGCUGCCAAGCCGAACGCGACGGCUUCCCCCACCUCCAAACCCAUGGAUGUGCAGCCGGCACCGACCACCACUGCGGAUGAAGAGUCGCUCAGCGAAAUGCAGGCAAAAUCAGAGCGACAGAGCCGCAAGAAGGCAAAGCGAGCCGCAGCUGCUGCUGCUACCGCCGCCAAUAUCACUCCCGAAGACACCGUCACUGCGGCCGCCUCGGAGGGCGACAUGAAGGAGCAGCUGGCUACAAAGGCGGACCACCCGAAAAGCACUCCCGUAGAAGCAACGCACACGGCGGCCGUCGUGCACACUAAAAAGAAGGUACGUAGGAGCAACGGCACCGCGUCCGGGUCCGCCGCUGCUUCCACGACGCCAUCUCCGUCCUACAGCGAACGCCGUCGCCAGUCUGCGGAUGCGGUGCCUCGCCAGCCCGUCGCCUUCCUCGGUGCCGAUCCAGCGCAGCAACACCGGCAACAACCGCAGAUAAUCGCAGCGUCGACGACCGAACUCGGUGCGACGCCCACGGCGAGUACGCUGGAGGAGGUGAGCGCGACUCUCGGACCGGCAGCGCUGAGCACCACCCGCAUCCCCUCUCCGCGCAGCUCCCCCGCACCGGUGUCCAUACUCGUCUCUCCGUCGCUGGAGCAGCGCAGGCGGAGCGCAUCGAGUGCAACGCCGGCCUCACGCGCCGUCUCGCCGGACUGCAGCGUGGAGAGCACCGGGAGUCUCCACCACCUGCGCAUUACGAUUAAAGACCCGGUGGACUCGACACGCUUCCACUACUGCGUUCCGGUGGAGCCAGAGUGCCCGGUGGCGGCGCUGCGGGAGUGGAUUUCAGCGAUGCAGCCGCCGAGCACGGUGACGGGCGUGACGCCGCCGAGUCUGCGCAAUGUGGAUCGCUACGGCGUGUUUGCGGGAGACACGUAUCUUCAUGAUGAGGGCACCGUGACGUUCGGUGACGUGACACGCGGCCGCAACGACGUCAUCUUCUCAAUCCGCAGACGCUUUUAA
Leptomonas pyrrhocoris is the source of this 4046-nucleotide messenger RNA. RefSeq lists its product as hypothetical. The transcript has a single exon. The record is from RefSeq and is a predicted model, not a curated record. Lineage: Eukaryota; Euglenozoa; Kinetoplastea; Trypanosomatida; Trypanosomatidae. Bases 456 to 4046 code for a protein of 1196 amino acids.